ACUCAACUAUAGGUGAGACAAUGAUUCGUUGAGCAGGAGCUCGGGCUCUCCCCCCGUCGGCUGGAUUGUACACGUCAGCAGUCAAUACAUUGUACCCAAGAUGUAUCAUAGUCCCAUCAUCCUCUUCCUGGUAUGAGAGUGUUGACACAUUACACCUUGGGGUGGCUGAAGCGACGGCUCGGCAAAUGAGCCGCUUUUCAGGCGGAAAGACAGUCCCGCGUGCGAGGAAAGGCAGCCAGCGAGAAACGGUUGACAUUUGGAUUAACUCGCGCGACGUUCAACUGUACGUUGCCUCCCCGCACGAGGACACGACGUCGCGAGCAACGUUUACAAUGACGGCGCGCGCGAUAAGGUGAAUGAAAACCGUUGUGUUCCAAAGUCUACUUUUACUUUCUCCCCAAAAAAUGAGGUUUCGGCUGCUCAAAAGGAAUGUGCUCGCGCUGUUGGGUGUUUCCUUUGUAGUAGUGACUCUGCUGUUUUCAACACGCGUGUUAUUAGUUUCUGAUAAUGACCCAGCUGCACCUAAUGCCGUCGUUCAGGUUAAUCAGUGCACGCGCUCCGGUGCCAUGGCGAAGUUUAACUUGGGCUCGCUGGCAGAGUUGGCCGAGUCCGUUUACAAUGCCAAUUACAGGCAGUGUGUUCACAACGCCGAUAGGUUCCCAGGGGAGCCUAGACUGGUGCUGGUCGUGCAGGUCCACAACAGGCCUGAAUACCUCAGACUGCUCAUCAGGUCGCUGGAGAAAGCGGCUGAAGUCCACAGCUUCCUCCUCAUCUUCAGCCAUGACUACUUUUCAGAGGAAGUAAACGCCAUUGUGCAAGGGAUAACUUUCUGCAAAGUCCUGCAAAUUUAUUUCCCCUUCAGCACCCAGCUGUAUCCCAAUGAGUUUCCUGGAAAGGAUCCGCGGGACUGCCCUCGAGACAUAUCCAAGGACAGCGCUCUCAAAACAGGAUGCCUGAACGCGGAGCACCCGGACUCAUAUGGACACUACAGGGAGGCGUUCAUCACUCAGACAAAACACCACUGGUGGUGGAAGUUGCACUAUGUGUGGGAGCGAGUGCAGGCGCUGCAGGGCUACAGUGGCUUUGUAGUCUUUCUGGAGGAAGACAACUACAUCUUACCCGACUUUUUCCAUUUCUAUAAAUCAAUGAUGGCGUUCAGGAAAAGCAGCUGCCCAGAUUGUGACAUGCUGUCCUUAGGUAACCACGACGGCCUGGCUGAUUUCCCCAGACUGUCCAAUAAAGUGUUGACCACUGGGUGGAUGUCCACUAAACAUAACAUAGGCAUGGCCAUCUCCAGGGAGGUGUACUACAAACUGAUGGGCUGCAACAACGAAUUCUGCACCUAUGACGACUACAACUGGGACUGGACUCUGCAGCACCUGUCGGGAACCUGCAUAUCAAAGCCCGUCAAAGUGCUUGUGGCGCAGGGCUCCCGGGUUCUCCACACCGGAGACUGUGGCCUUCACCAGAAGGAAAACUGCAGGCCAGAAUGGGCCUCGCAGAAAGUAGAGGAGAGCCUUGUAGCGGCCAAGGACGGCCUCUUCCCGCCGUCUCUUGUCCUUAACGGUGCAGAAGGAGUGGAGCACAAGGCGCACAUGAAGAACGGAGGGUGGGGGGAUGUUCGAGACCAUAUUCUAUGCAGAAACUACGCCAAACGUCUUUGAACUCCCAACUUUUCUCUAAGUCAUAUUCUUCCUUGGUAUUGUGCAGAUGUGCCAUUCAGACAUCACUUUUCAGGUUUUCCGAGGCUGCAGCGGGUUGUUUUUUUCAUUUGGGAGUGUGCAAAGGCUCUCUUCCUACAAGGUCUUCCAAGAAAAGGGACCGAAUCAAGUCC
Molecule: messenger RNA, 1834 nt
Organism: Etheostoma cragini (Arkansas darter)
Lineage: Eukaryota; Metazoa; Chordata; Actinopteri; Perciformes; Percidae
Product: alpha-1,6-mannosyl-glycoprotein 2-beta-N-acetylglucosaminyltransferase
Exons: 2
Coding region: 357-1664 (435 amino acids)
Biological process (GO): oligosaccharide biosynthetic process; protein N-linked glycosylation
Cellular component (GO): Golgi membrane; Golgi stack
Molecular function (GO): alpha-1,6-mannosylglycoprotein 2-beta-N-acetylglucosaminyltransferase activity
Source: RefSeq, a predicted model, not a curated record